AUGGCAGAGCCUCGCGCCGUGACGGACUGUCUACGCAUGUCCUCGCAGCGGAUGCGGCGCCAGUCAAUAAUGGCAGGGUUUCUGCACACGCGACGCCCAGCUGGCCUGUUUGCAUUCAAGUCGCACGGCCGGGCAGACCGCGUCGGAACCAGGUCGUCACACCUCGUUCCACAGCUCGGCGAAACUGUAUUUCCGCAUCGGCUUUUCGUGACUCAAAUUUUAGCGAAACUUUCCAAGUUUGUGGAGAAAUUUUGCGGUCGACAUGUCGUGAAUUCCCUGGACCGCGUUGCAGGGCAGUCCAGGCCCGAGUUCCUCCUCCCAGUCGCAUCAAACCGCACCCAAGGACUGCAUGGCAUGGAGAAGUACGACAGGCUCAGCAAAAUCGGGGAAGGAAGUUACGGCAUGGUCUACAAAUGUAGGAAUCGGGAAGAUGGCUCACUUGUGGCCAUCAAGAAGUUCAUAGAAGUCGACGAAGAUCCGCUGAUCAAGAAAAUAGCAAUGCGAGAAAUCCGAAUGUUACGCCAAUUGAAAUCGCCUCACCUCGUGAACCUCCUCGAGGUUUUCCGACGCAAGAAACGUCUUCACUUGGUCUUCGAGUACUGUGAUCACACUGUGCUACAGGAGAUGGAGAAGUAUCCAAAGGGAAUGUCACUGGAUCUGACAAAAAAUAUGGUCUGGCAAACGCUUCAGGCAAUUGACUAUUGCCAUGCACAAAACGUCAUCCACAGAGACGUCAAACCAGAAAACCUUCUGCUUACGAAGGACGGAGUCGUCAAACUUUGUGAUUUCGGCUUUGCGCGUACCUUGAAUCCUGGGGACAACUACACGGACUAUGUUGCGACUAGGUGGUAUCGUGCCCCGGAACUCCUCGUCGGUGAUACUCACUAUGGCGCCGGCGUGGACGUCUGGGCGGUGGGCUGUGUGAUGGCGGAAAUGGUGCAAGGAGAAGCCCUGUGGCCCGGGAGAUCCGACGUGGACCAGUUGUACUUGAUCAAGGAGACUUUAGGAGAACUGAUCCCGAGACACCUGCAGAUCUUGAAAACCAACAGCUUCUUCGUCGGGGUCACGAUUCCUGAGCCGCAGAGGAUCAUUCCUCUGGAGCGCAAAGUGACGCGCGACAUGGGACCCCGCGGCAUGGACUUUCUCAAGAAGAGUCUCGAGAAGGACCCCAUGCUGCGCCCGACAGCUUCUCAGCUUCUCCAUCACUCGUUCUGGGACGGGUUCACUUUCAAAUUGCCGGAUCGGAUGAUGAACAACGCAUUUUUCCCGCAACUCGGCAGCAACGGAGAGGCGCCCAAACACGGGAACCCGGCUUCCUACGGAGGCGCAUCCCGGGCCCGGAACAACUACGAAGGCGGACAUCUGCCGACCAUAUGACACGCCGGCCAAGGAAUCCAUCCCCGUCCCCAGUACUUGCCGCCGCUGCAGAAGCCGAGCAACUACAAGGGGUGAAAUUGCGCAGCGGCGUUUGGAAAUGCUCUCCCUCGGGCUCUGACGCUCUUUUUUUUCCCACCUAUAUCUCCUUUUUUCUUGUUGAAUCCUGGCUUUUAAACUGUAUUUUGCUCGAUUACUGGACGUAGUACUUGUGUUCCGUGGCUUCCGCGGAAUGUACUCUCGUACCCACACACGCGGUUUUGCUGUUCCUCCCCCCUCGCUAUCACCGCGGAUUUUGCCAGCAGCUCAUUGCGAAAACGAGGCGAUCAGCACAUCCGCAUUUCUAGGAGUCCCGCCAAGCAUUUGCAGUUGAUUAUCGCAACAUCUAAUUGUCUGUUUCCCGACGGGGAAUCGCCUUACUUCAUGGAUUCGCACAGCAACUGUCUUCAGUUGGAGAACAAAGACAAGAAAAAAAGAUGACCACACGCACGAUGGGCUUCUCAAAAGUCCUGCAAUUCACCUUUGUGUAGAAGGAUGAAACCGGAUUUUCGAUUGAUAUAUAUUUCUUGACACUUCGGAAAAACUUAUUCCAUGAAGAACGACAGUAGGGAUGAUACAGGUCGAAAUCACAGACUUCAAAUGUCCAUCUGUGAAAAUAACUCGCAGAUGGCACGUUUAUUUUUUAUUUUUUGUUCAUUCAUCGGGACAGGCACUGACGAUAAUUUCCACAAAAAAAUUGAAAGCAUAAUUGGCAUUUUUAAGAUGCAAGGUACAUGAGUAGUUUUUUUUAAUUAAAUUGUGGGGGAUUUUGUGAUUGGAGAAACCUCCAAGUCCAGCGGGACUUUUUUUGUUCUGUUUUUGUUUUCGUUUUCUUAAUUGACGAGCCGAUGCGUAGGUAAAAUAAAUCCUACUCGAGGAAAAACUGUUUGGGGAAGUAAUUUUUCUCAUGUUGACUUUUUUUUAUAAAGCAAGAAUCACUUGCUGUAAAUGGAUUGCCGUGUUUCAACCGUCUGCAUUGGCGAUUCGUCAGUGAUCCCUGAGACUUUUGAGAAGCCAAUCGUAUAUAUCCUUGUGCAAGACCAAAUAGGCAAGUCUCAGGACUUCUGUGUUCUAUGUACCUGUUCAUUGCUGUUUCAAUUUUUUGCUAUGAAUAGGGCAUUUUCCAGCUUUUACCUCCGAAGUGUCACAAAUGCAGAGACGAAUUAUUUUCGUUAGCCAUUUUAUCAUCGGACAUGAAGGGUACAAUGACCCUCCAGGAGAGGUUAGCGGAGCUCGAGAGCCCUUAAAGUUUACAAAGCUCUAUUUUGAACGUAUUGCAGCUAUGCGUAUGUGGAAAUUUAUUCUGACAUGAAAUAAUUUACGAGUAAUCCUGCAGAAAUUCUAAGAUAACCAGCUGUUGUGGACGGAUGAGUUGCGUGCUAUAUUUUUAUAUCAGCAGUUUCGGAUGAAGCUUUGUUGGAAAUAAGUGAACCCACAUGCGUAAUAGGUAGCGUAAAUCAAUUAGAAGGUAUUUCUUCAUCCAGUUUCAUCAGUCUAGAUAGUAGUCAAUUAAGAAAAUAUGAUUUAUCCAACCACCUUUAAGCUGCUACAUUCGUCAUUUUUUUCCCAAUGAUUUCUGGAGCAAUUGCCCGAAACUGCGUAGGAAAGCUGCAAGCGCGCGAAAUUCACCCAACAUCUGGGAGGAAGAUGGAUUCUGGUGGUCAAAGAAAAAUUUUGGUCAGAGAAAAUUGAUGUUGCCUCACCCCACAUGUGAGAAAAUGAGCGGUCACCGAAAAAAUUAUUUUGGUGGCAAAGUGCAUGUUUUUUUCCAUUUUAUUUUGUGAGAAUCGAGGUUGAGCGUGCAAGGCACCAGUCAUCAGGUGGCUCACUUGACAGAAGAAGCCGGAUGGGAUUCUUUCCGCAAAAAGUGAAUGAAACGAAGUUUUUCCAAGAUGAUGUUUUUAUUGCUUGUUCGCAACAUGGAAUUAAUUUUACAUGAGAACCGAGGUGAACCGAGAACCGUAGGUACAAUUUACAGUACUCGAC
Molecule: messenger RNA, 3399 nt
Organism: Notodromas monacha
Lineage: Eukaryota; Metazoa; Arthropoda; Ostracoda; Podocopida; Cyprididae
Source: the annotation of a GenBank genome assembly